AAAUAUCAAUCUUCAAUUUCACACGUUGCAUUUCUCACACUUUUUCCCUCUAACACGCUCUGUUUGGAUUUCAAAGUUUCAGUUUUCUCUUCGUCUGGUACUAGUUAGUAAUGGAGACUGCUAAGGAGAAGAAAGGUGCCGGAGGAAGAAGAGGAGGAGACAGGAAGAAGGCCGUUUCGAAGUCGAUUCGAGCGGGGCUCCAAUUCCCGGUCGGACGAAUUGCUCGCUUUCUCAAAAAAGGUCGCUAUGCUCAGAGAUUUGGGGCCGGAAGCCCGAUUUAUCUAGCUGCUGUUCUCGAGUAUCUUGCUGCUGAGGUGCUUGAGUUGGCUGGUAAUGCAGCACGAGACAACAAGAAGAACAGAAUUAACCCUAGGCAUUUGCUUUUAGCAGUUAGAAACGAUGAGGAAUUGGGGAAAUUGCUGCAAGGUGUGACCAUUGCUAGUGGUGGUGUGCUACCAAACAUCAAUCCAGUUCUUUUGCCCAAGAAAUCUGCUGCCACUGAUAAAGCUUCCGAUUCCAAAUCCCCCAAGUCUACCAAAAGCUCUUAAAAAUGAGUCCUAUUAGUUAUGUAUUAGUUCCAACAACGGAAUGUAGGAUCUAGGAGAUAGUUCUUUUGUGAAUUUGACUAUCCUUGUAGCUAACGACAAAUUCUAUAAUGGAAAUUUCAUAGUUUUCUA
Molecule: messenger RNA, 677 nt
Organism: Manihot esculenta (cassava)
Lineage: Eukaryota; Viridiplantae; Streptophyta; Magnoliopsida; Malpighiales; Euphorbiaceae
Product: probable histone H2A.5
Exons: 2
Coding region: 111-548 (145 amino acids)
Cellular component (GO): nucleosome
Molecular function (GO): structural constituent of chromatin; protein heterodimerization activity; DNA binding
Source: RefSeq, a predicted model, not a curated record